Messenger RNA from Xylaria bambusicola, 1194 nucleotides. RefSeq names its product PLC-like phosphodiesterase. The record is from RefSeq and is a predicted model, not a curated record. Bases 1 to 1194 code for a protein of 397 amino acids. Lineage: Eukaryota; Fungi; Ascomycota; Sordariomycetes; Xylariales; Xylariaceae. Gene Ontology annotation, molecular function: phosphoric diester hydrolase activity. Gene Ontology annotation, biological process: lipid metabolic process. The transcript is spliced from 4 exons.
AUGCGCCUCCCACGCAGCAGCACAUCCGUGCUCCUCGCCGCAUCAUGUCUCGUCGACGUCGUCGCGAGCACCGGCAGCACGGCGCUAGGCCAGCUCGCACUCGACAAGCUCCUGCAGGACGCCCGCGACGUAUUCGGCAGCAGCAGUAAUUUAUCUUUAAAGAAGCUCAACUACGGCCACGGCCACGGCUACGCAUACAACAAGUACGCGCGCUGGAUGGCCGGCAUACCGGACGACACACCGCUCACGCAGCUCACGAUCCCCGGGACCCACGACGCCGCGACGUGGAACUACACGCAGGGUGUGCAGGACGCCCUCGUCUCGUCCACGCGGGACUGCGAGUCCUUCGUCGCGCCGCGGGCCGCGCGCGCGUAUCGAUGCCAGACGCAGUCCAUCCUCGCGAGCCUGGAGUCCGGGAUCCGGUUCUUCGACCUGCGGUUCGCGCUCGACGGCGCGGACUCGAAGCUCGUGUUCUGGCACGGCCCCGCGCUGCUCUCUGCGCGCGCGGGCGUGGACGACGUGCUGUUUGGGUUCUACAGCUGGUUGGAUGACCAUCCCGGGGAAUUCGUGCUGUUGAGCUUCCAGUAUGAGGCUGGCACGAGGGUCAAUGCUACUAGCGAUGAGCGCGUGCAGAGAUUGAUGUUCGAGGCGCUUACGGAUGAGGGCGCCGAGCGGUAUGUGGAUCGGAGACGGGGGGCGCUGGGGACGUUGGGGGAGGUUAGGGGGAAGAUUGUGCUAUUCCGACGCUUCGACCUAGACAAACUCCCGCCGGAAUACGAGGCCGCCAUGCCAGGCCUGCAUAUGUCCCCCGGAAAGUGGACCGAUAACUCCCGCGGUUUCGAGCUCGUCUAUAACGAGACGACUACUAGCACUACGGAUACCGGCACGGCCUUCAUCGAAGACUUUUACCAUCCGGACAACGCCACCUCGAUAGCGGAGAACAUCGACGCCAAGUUCGACGCCGUGGACAAGCACCUCCGGCAGGCGGCCGCGCGGGAACAGGGGCGGGAUAGCCUCUUCGUGACGUUCACCUCCGGCACCCACGUCGAGGUCGACCCGCCCGUGUAUCCCGAGACCAUGGCCCUCGGGUUGAAGACGUUGCUGCGGGAAUUGAAGGAGGAGAGGCUGGGCGUUGUUGUUAUGGAUUUCUUUGAGGACCCGGAGGGUUUGAUUGAUCUUCUUCUUGAUUUCUAA